Messenger RNA from Macaca mulatta (Rhesus monkey), 2187 nucleotides. RefSeq lists its product as uncharacterized. The record is from RefSeq and is a predicted model, not a curated record. NCBI's taxonomy places the organism in Eukaryota, Metazoa, Chordata, Mammalia, Primates, Cercopithecidae.
GAAGGCGAGGGUCGGCCAGAAUCCCAGGGCUGAACGUCCUGCCCCUCUCCCCAUACCCAUCCAUCCAGCUCGGCCUGUUACCACUAGCCUCUCCCUUGGCGGCUGCAUGAGCCCCUGCGGCCCGCGGGGGGUGGCGCUGGCGGGGCUGUGGGAGAAGAGGGGGUGUCGGGGCGCCGCUCGUCUGCCCCGGGGCAAGGUGGGAGGGGCUCCGCUGGCGCUGGUCCCCGCCGCCCCGGCCGGCUCAGCAGCGGCCCGGGGCGCGCCUCCUGCUCCCGGGCUGCAUGCCUGCGAGCGCCUGGAGGAGCCGGCCCGGGAGCGAACGACCACUGCUUCCCCGGCCCAGCGGCUCGGGCGGCGCAGCCAGCGCUCGGGAGACAACUGCAGAGUAGGGCGGCCGGGGCCAGCCCCCUCCCUCGCCCGGCCCCCGCCAGCCGCCGAGCGAGGCGUCGCGAGUGUGCCCCAAAGAAUAAAGCCCUCAAAGAAUGUGAGGCCUGAACUCACUUCAAAUGCUGGGAAGACCCUUUCCUUAGCUGAGCUGCGGAGGCACCAGGACUCCUGUGGCACUGCCCUAACGAGGAGGCAGUGCUGCCAAAUUCAGGUCUGCAAGACAGCUUUGGUUCAGCUGAUUUUAGCCAGGCUCACCCUGACUUUGCCGGGCGCUGUGAACCCCAGCCUUCAGGUCGAGUUCAGCCCCCUCUUCUGCCCCCAACAUCACUUACCAUGACAAAUGCUGCACCUGGAUCCUUGUGGAAGUCAUCGCCCUGGAGAAAGGAAAGACCAUCUGGCUCAGCCCCAGAGGGGAGAGAGACCUCAGCUGGAAAGAUGCGACCACGUCUGUCCCCGGGGAAGAGGUUAAAGGCCAGAGGGGAUAGAUGAAGAACUCUUCUUUUUCUGGUUAUGAAUAUGUUCUGCCCAAACUGUUCAUGAUGUUAGACAUGUCCACUUCCAUCCAACAUAAGUGUGGGGGCCCUAUUGGCACCUCCCUCCCGGAUGUGAUGGAAUGCUUCGGAAACCAUUAAUCCUGGUGUCAGCAGGAGCCUAUGGAGGAACUUGUAGUUAAUAUUCCCCCACGAGCGAGGGGACGAACUGAGGAGAGGCAGAUCUGCAUGGCUGAUGGCUCACUUCCCCCUCCCUUUCAGCAGCAGAGCCACGGGCUGGCUCAGCAGGUCUGAGUUAGAUCAUUGGCAGAACCGGCUGGUGCCACCAGCCUUUAAUUUUUAGGGCUGCCUCUUCUAUCCUGGUCAAGAACUUCACUUGUUACAUAAUCAUGUGUCUGUAGCUGCUCCGUGGCCUCAUAAAAUGUGGAGCUUAACGGGGACAUUUUCUUUUUGCCUGGAGCUUUGGCUGUGGGGCCUGCAGUCCAGCCACAGCUGGCCUGAGCUGGGGACAAUGACAGUUCACAGGACUGCAUGUGCUCUCCCACGUCUCUGCUCAUAAGUUUUCUCCAUAAACUCAACUUUAAAAAAGAAAAAAUGAGGAUGACUCAUAUAACGAUAUGAUUUGUACAAAACUGGUUUGUAAAUACAACAUAAUCCCAAAUAAUUUUUUUAUUAAUUUUUUAAAUUUACCAUCCUUACCAUUUUUAAGUGUACAGUUGAGUGGUGAUGAAUACGUUCAUAUUCUUUCUCUCCCUUCAUCCUUUCUUCCUCCUCCCUUUCCCAACCUCUAGUAACCACCAAUCUACUCUGUCUUACGGCACAGAAUGUGCAUCCCUUGCAUGGCAAUGCUAAUAUUGUUGCUACCACCCUCUCAUACCAGUGCGACAUUAAUACCCACCCUUUAGUGACUGUGAGUUCCAGUCUUGAAUGGACAUAGAAUUUGCCACAGCAACAGCUAACAAGUAGCGUUACUACAUACUGCGCACCAUGCUAAGAGUUUUAUACGUAUUAACUCACUUAUGCAGAUCGGUGCAAUUAUCUUUUUUUUCUAUGCAGUUCACUUUCCCUCCCCCCCCAGAAAAGGAACCAAGGCACAGAGAGGUUAGUACUUUUUUCAAGGUCACACAGCUAUAAAUGGCGAGACCAGGAUUCAAACCUAGGCAGUCUUCCUUUAGAGCCAUUAAACUCUGUGCUGAUGAUGAGCAGGUGGGUAGAGAAAAGGUUCAGGAGUAAAAAUAAAGUGGUUUCUUGCAUUUCUUCCAAGAUGUUAGCAGGUCAGCUGUUGAGUACCAAACUUUCAGUGGUGCUA